AUGUGUUAUGUAUUUGAAGAUUAACAACUAGAAUAAAUAUCUAAAUGGUAUAUUAUAUGGUUUUUGCUUAUGUAUAUUUUAGAUAUCUUAAAUUUAAUUUUCGCAGUUAAUUGCUAUUAGGCAAAUGAAAUAGGUUAUCCUAUUACUUAUUUCAUAUUUUUCUGCAUAGAUAAAUUGAUAAUGAUUAGUGCAUCUAUUUGCUGUGGUAUACAUUGCCUUAAAAUUGUGUUUUUACUAUUAGAUAUUUUAAAUUUAGGAUGGAUUUAUCCUAUUUUUUGCAAUGAAAUGGGUAGUCCUUAAAAUUGUGCAAUACUGGUGAGAUUUGUUAUUUCUAGAGGAGUAUUUUAAAAUAUAAUUUAGUUCAUUUUUUUGUUUGGCUUAGGUUAUAUCGAAUAUACUUCUAUCUCUAUUUCUUAUCGAUACUUAGGGUAUAUACUAUUUAUAAUCUAAAUAUCAGCAUUUGUAGGAUUCAUAUCAUAUAGUACUUAUGAUGGGGAUUUUUGCAAAAAAUACACCACGCCUACCGUUAAAGUAAUUACUAUAUUGACUUAUCAUUUAACUUUUGCUUCUUUUUUUUAUUUAGUCUACUCAUAUGAAUAUGGAUAUAAAUUAAUAUAUCUUAAUUUUAUAAUCGGAAUUAUUUAAAAUAUAUACAUUCUAAGAAAACUCUUUUAAUCAGAAAAUGCUGGAAUUAAAUUGAAAUCAUUGGUUGCAAACCUGUUUUUCAACCAUCCACUGUUUAGAAAUAAGUCUAAAUACAUGCCUAAGUAGAUACUAAUUGCUGAUUUAUUAAGCCAAAUAAGUAGAUUUUUGCUUUUAAUGAUAUUUAUUUGGAAUGUAACUACUUUAGAAGAUAUUCUAAAUAAUAUCUUUACUUUCAGUAGUAUUUUUUAAUUGAAUAACAUGAUAGUUUUUUUUCUGAAUUUAGCAUAUUUUGGAAUAUAUUUAAUUUAUCAAAUUCAAAGAGUUUUAACUCGUAGAAUGAUAUUGUUAAAUAGAAAUGAAACUUUUGGAGGUGUGAAUAAAAAUUUGUUAAGAUUAAAUUUUAGAUUUGUUAAAAAAAUAAAAAUAAUUGUUGAUGAAGAUUGUAGUUUUUUACAUUAUUCGAGGCCAAAUUAAAAUGGCUUCUGUCAAUAUUAGGAUUGCUAAGAGUACUAUGAAAUGUACAAAACAAUUUAAAAUAUUUAAUUAACAAAAAAUAUUUAUACUAGUUUUACUAAAACUUAUUACUUUUAAUGUGAUUACCAUUUUGAAAAGCUACUAAAAAGCUAAGAAAAUAUUAGUUACACAUUACUAUAAAACUAUAAAAGUCAAAGGGAUAAGUCAAUCAAUAUGUCUAAGUUAAUUAUUAAAAGAAUAUUUAAAGGUUUCUUAUACAAUUAAACAAAUAAUUUUCUUAUUUAUUAAAUCUUAAAAUAAGAUGAAGAAAAAUAAUUGUUAAAAACGCUUACUUCAGAAAUUUUAUCCUAAUUAGCAUUUAGCAAAUAUUUUGAGAUCUACAGUUACAACUAUAUGCCUUUGAUAAAAUACGAUUUAUUAGCAAGAUGA
Molecule: messenger RNA, 1548 nt
Organism: Tetrahymena thermophila SB210
Lineage: Eukaryota; Ciliophora; Oligohymenophorea; Hymenostomatida; Tetrahymenidae
Product: transmembrane protein, putative
Exons: 1
Source: RefSeq, a predicted model, not a curated record